Leptosomus discolor (cuckoo roller) is the source of this 1087-nucleotide messenger RNA. Lineage: Eukaryota; Metazoa; Chordata; Aves; Leptosomiformes; Leptosomidae. The record is from RefSeq and is a predicted model, not a curated record.
GUAGCUUGCAUGCAGCUCAUCAAUGCUCUCGUUACAUCUCCUGAUGACUUGGAUUUUAGGCUUCACAUCAGAAAUGAAUUUAUGCGCAGUGGAUUGAAAGAGAUAUUGCCACAAUUGAAAUGCAUAAAGAAUGAAGCACUAGAUAUUCAGCUGAAAGUGUUCAAUGAGCAUAAGGAAGAAGACAUGAUCGAAUUCUCUCAUCGUUUAGAAGAUAUUAGAUCUGAACUAGAUGAAGUAAAUGACGUCUACAACAUGGUGUGGAAUACAGUUAAGGACACUAACGCUGAAGGAUAUUUUCUUUCUAUUCUCCAACAUCUUCUGCUGAUAAGAAAUGAUUAUUUUAUACGUCCACAGUAUUUCAAAUUAAUUGAAGAGUGUGUGUCCCAGAUAGUGUUGCAUAGAAGUGGAACAGACCCGGAUUUCACGUAUCGUAAAAGAUUAGAUAUAAAUUUCAGCCACUUAGUAGAUAUUUGUGUAGAUAAGGCAAGAUUAGAAGAAUGUGAAGAGAGGGCUUCUGAACUUUCCAGAAAAUUUGAAAAAGAUUUUGUAGUUCAUCAGGAGACCCAGGCCCUACUGCAGAAAAAAGAAGAAAGAAUCAAUGAACUUGAAGCAGAACUGCAAGCUUUUAAAUCACAGUAUGGCUCCUUGCCACCUGGUUUUCUGCCAUCAACACGUGGAGAUGCAUCUGUUGGUCCACUGGAAGCUGCAGGACCAUGUCAACUUCCGCCACCGCCUCCUCCGCCACUGCCUUCUAAUGGAACGAUUCCACCACCGCCACCUCCCCCUCCUCCUCCACCACUUUUGAAUGGCUUGGGAAUUCCUCUGGCUUUUGGUGGUGCUCCUCCACCACCGCCUUUACCAGGCCUACCUGGAGCACAGUGGUCUCCACCUUCAUAUGCUUUGCCAUUUGGAAUGAAGCCUAAAAAGGAAUUCAGACCUGAGGUUACCAUGAAAAGACUCAACUGGUCCAAGAUCAGGCCUCAGGAAAUGACAGAAUCCUGUUUCUGGGUUAAGGCAGAAGAGGACAAGUAUGAGAAUGCUGACUUGCUUUGCAAAUUGGAACUUACGUUUUGUUGUCAGAAAAGGG